GGUGUCCUCGCGUGGUCUUUGAUCGGGUUAUUCCGGCGGCGAGCUUAUCCAUUGAUUAGUCAGCAGUUCAAGGGGAAGCAACGCUCACCAUCUGGUAUGCUUCGACAGGGCUCUCCGGCGCGAUUCUGGAGAAAAGGUGGACCCCGCAGACCUGAGUCUGACCAAUGGGUCGGUUGAAUAUGUGGUUACAUUGCUGCUCCAGUCGUUGCGCGGUCGUCGGCGUCGCCUGCGAGGAGUUGGUUGCCUAUCGGGGUGGCGCUCCUAAGAUGAUGACCUUUCCAUGUGACUGCCCUGGCUGGUAUUUCCUCUUUGCAUCCGCCGAUUCCAGUGGUGCUCUCUCGUUUGGUUUAUUCGGGAGGUCCAUCGUCGAUCGCUGUAGUCCUAUCCCAUUCCUGCUUGCUCUUCCGGCUGCGAAGCGCCGCUCAGCCACGGUAAUAAAAUUACACUUCAAUAUAUAUGACUAUGCUUUGGCGACUGAGCCUUCGGCGCGAGGUUGUUCGAAUGCUGAAUGACGACACCCAGCUCGGCAGGAUGUAUUCCGUUCGCAAGGGCUCACUUGUGGCUAGACGCGAAAUCGUUGGUCAAGUGUGUCUUUGAAACCUGAUCGCCCUCGUUACCGAAGGUUCGCUCGGGCCGUACUCC
Trematosphaeria pertusa is the source of this 642-nucleotide messenger RNA. RefSeq lists its product as uncharacterized. The record is from RefSeq and is a predicted model, not a curated record. NCBI's taxonomy places the organism in Eukaryota, Fungi, Ascomycota, Dothideomycetes, Pleosporales, Trematosphaeriaceae. The transcript has a single exon. Bases 165 to 512 code for a protein of 115 amino acids.